GCGGGGCGCGAGGGAAGACCAAAUGAACACUUAUUUUUAUUAAACAUUUUAUCUCUGAAAUAACAAUAACGCAUCAAGAUGGCUGCGGGGGCUGCGGGCCGGCCUCUUUCUUCCUCUUUUUUUUUUUCUUCCGAUCUGAUGAUAAGCGGAAAGGCGGUGGUGACUGCGGGGACCCGGGCCGGAGCCCAAAACCCGGGGGCCGCGUGCAGGCAUCCCGGGUUGGUUUUGACAGGCGUAGACUGGGCCAGCAUCAGAGGGUCUGGCAUUUAUGCCUCCUUUAAAAUCCAUACACAUUUUUUAAAAAUAAAGCUCCAAGGUGGGUGGUGCGGGAACGGGAGAACCCAGAUCAAGGGGUCUUCAAUGUCCAGUAGUCCUAACCCCCGCCCCCCCCCCCUCAGCAUCCCUACCUUCCCAGCCCCCACUGCACUAAACCGAGCCCGGGGCCCGCCGAGCUCAGUCCCUACCAACCCCCAGCUCUCGGGACUCGGAGGCCAAAAAAGAAGAGACCCGGGGUGGGGCGGAGAAAGAGGGAAGGAAGGACAGAGGGUGACGGGGAGGAGGGCGGGCAGGGGCCAAAGAUGAGGGGUGCGCAGCCUCCCGUUCCCAAGCAGUGCAGAAAAAUUCCUUUCUAGUUGGAUCAAGCCUUGUUUUUCUCGCCCGCUGUCCAGCGUCUGAGACGCGUGGGGUGGGAUUGGAUUUUGUUUUGUUUUGGUUUUUGCCCUAGUCCAGAAGCAGGGUGGCAGCGAAGAGGUGAGGGAGGCUCGGGCCAAAGCGUUCAGCUCAGGUUUUCCUCCACCUUUCCCUUCUUCCCUCUCCAGCACCCCCAGUCCACGAGGAGACACGGCUUGGGGGGUUGGGGAGAAGGGGUCGUCCCUUUCAGUCCCUCCUGCAAGCGCUCCCUCCCUUCUCCAGUCCCCUCCUCCGUCCCCUCCUCCUUCCCUCCCUCAACCCUCCCUCCCUUCCCCCGGCCGGCCGUCCCUCCUCCCUCCCAUCCUCCCCCUUCCGUUUCUGUUGGUGGAGGGAGGCGGAAGGAGGAGGGCUGGGAUCUCGGGCCAGGGACGGGAAUUUCAGCUGAAUGACUGUCCCCCGCGAGCCCGGCGCCCCCGACUCGGCCCCGGCGCCCUGCAGCCGCCGCUGGGAGGACAGCGAGCGGGGGACCGCCCCAGCUGGGACGCCGGGCGCUAGGUUGGGCCUCGCCCGCCCCAUUCGGACCUAGCUGAGCCCUCGGGCGCGGCGGCGCUUUUUCCGGCUCCCUUUGAAGGGACGCGAAUCUCGGACUCGGCGGCGGCGGCGCGGAGGAGGAGGAGGAAGAGGAGGAGGAGCCGGGAGCGCGGGGUGGCGGCCGGCUAGAAGCUCCGAAUCCCGGCAGCCAGAGAGAAGAAGGGAAGUGUGCGGCUCGCGGGGAGGGAGCUGCGGGGCGCGCCCCAAUGUCAGCGGACGAGCGGAGCGGGGGAGGCGCAGGCGGCGGCCGCGGCUUCGUGGAUGGAAUUUGGACUUGGGCAGGCCCAUCCCUGGCUCGUGCCCUGGCUCCGGCCAGCGCCGCCCGCUAACACUCCCCACACUCAGCGAGGAGGAGGAGGAGGAGGAGGCGACGACGGCGGCGGCGUCGCGAGCACCCCCUGCCUUGAGAAGCCGGGCGCCCUUCCCCAGUGCGGAACCCCUGAGAGGCUCUGCUGCUGAGCUCGUCCAGGGCGCAUCGCGACCGGGCUCGCUCUAGCGACUACCUUGAUUUUAAACGGGACUGGUCCCCGGCUGCGGGUUGGAAGCUCAGGCCGGAGCCCCGGCCAGCGGCCCAGGCCCGGCCCGGGGCGUUACGGCUGCCUCCUUCGCCAUGGCGGAGAAUUGGAAGAACUGCUUCGAGGAGGAGCUCAUCUGCCCCAUCUGCCUGCAUGUCUUCGUGGAGCCAGUGCAGCUGCCCUGCAAACACAACUUCUGCCGCGGCUGCAUCGGCGAAGCGUGGGCCAAGGACAGCGGCCUGGUUCGCUGCCCCGAGUGUAACCAGGCCUACAACCAGCGGCCCGGCUUGGAGAAGAACCUCAAACUCACCAACAUCGUGGAGAAGUUCAACGCACUGCACGUGGACAAGCCUCCGGCCGCGCUCCACUGCGUGUUCUGCCGCCGCGGCCCCCCACUGCCGGCCCAGAAGGUCUGCCUGCGCUGCGAGGCUCCCUGCUGCCAGUCCCACGUGCAGACGCACCUGCAGCAGCCCUCUACCGCCCGCGGGCACCUCCUGGUGGAGGCCGACGACGUGCGGGCCUGGAGCUGCCCGCAGCACAACGCCUACCGCCUGUACCACUGCGAGGCCGAGCAGGUGGCCGUGUGCCAGUACUGCUGCUACUACAGCGGUGCCCACCAGGGACACGCUGUCUGCGACGUGGAGAUCCGGAGGAAUGAGAUUCGGAAGAUGCUCAUGAAACAACAAGACCGGCUGGAAGAACGCGAACAGGACAUUGAGGACCAGCUCUACAAACUGGAGUCUGACAAGCGGCUGGUGGAGGAGAAGGUGAGCCAGCUAAAGGACGAGGUGAGACUGCAGUAUGAGAAGCUGCACCAGCUGCUCGACGAGGACCUGCGGCAGAGCAUGGAGAUCCUGGACAAGGCCCAGGCCAAGUUCUGCAACGAGAAUGCUGCGCAGGCCCUGCAUCUCAACGAGCGGAUGCAGGAGGCCAAGAAGCUGCUCAGCUCUGUGCAGCUCGUGUUCGACAAGACAGAAGACAUCAGCUUCAUGAAGAACACCAAGUCUGUGAAGAUCCUAAUGGAUAGGACUCAGAGCUGCACAGGGGGCAGCCUCUCCCCUCCCAAGAUUGGCCACCUCAACUCCAAGCUGUUCCUGAACGAGAUCUCCAAGAAAGAAAAGCAGCUGAGGAAGCUGCUGGAAGGUCCCUUUAGCACACCGGUGCCCUUUCUGCAGACAGUCCCCUUGUACCCCUGCGGUGUGAACAGCUCCGGGGCUGAGAAGCGAAAGCAUCAGACGGCCUUUCCUGAGGCCAGCUUCCUGGAGUCCCCCGCGGGCCCUGUAGGGAGCCAGUUUGUGGGCCAGCCGGCCUCCUCCGGGGAGGGCCAGUCCAGCCAGCUGGGGCCCUGCAGUUCCACUCAGCACCUUGUGGCCCUGCCAGGGGGGGCGCAGCCUGUCCAUUCGACUUCGGUGUUCACCCCAUCGCACUACCCCAAUGGCACCGCGCCGCAGCAGCCCGUGAUUCCCCAGUACGGGGGCCGGAAGAUCCUCGUCUGCUCCGUGGACAACUGUUACUGUUCCUCUGUGUCCAACCACAGCAGCCACCAGCCCUAUCCCCGUUCUGGCCAUUUCCCCUGGACAGUGCCCUCGCAGGAGUACUCGCACCCCCUGCCCCCCGCCCCCUCUGUCCCGCAGUCACUCCCAGGCCUGGCCGUCAGAGACUGGAUAGACGCCUCCCAACAGCCUGGACACCAGGAUUUCUACAGGGUGUACGGCCAGCCGUCCACCAAACACUACGUCACAAGUUAACGCCAGGGCCAGGUGGGGGUGCUGGGGGCGCUGUCGGGCUCCCCCCAGUCAGCCCCUCAAUUAUGCAGCCCCUACUCUUCCUCUUUCCUUUGAUGGCUUCUCCCCCCCCUCCCCUUUUCUUUCCAUUUUUAUUUUCAUUUUCUUGGGGGAGGGGAUUUUAUACAAAUUUGCUGGAAGCCAAGAAGACUCGGGGGUCUGGGCUGGGGCUCUCUAGCUUCGAAGGUGCCUCACUCCAGGAGGGGUGUGUCUCUCUGUCUCUGUUUCUCUCUUCCCCUCUUCUCCUCCUUCCUUGGGCCCCCCCUCCGCUGGAAGGAUUCGUGGUGCCCCCCACCUCUGCCCCCACCCCCAGCUCGGCUGUGGCUGGAGGGGCUGGUGCCUGCUGGGCUGAUUCUACCUUGGAUUUCUUUGGGGAAGGUCAAUCACUGAUUCAGUAAGAGAUGACCCCGUAGAUUGUGUGUGUUUUUUUGUUGAAAAAAUUUUUUUAAGCCAAGAAUGAUUUUUCCCCUCCCUCUCCCUGAGUUCAAAGGCCAUUUCUCUCACCGCUUUUGGCAUCUUCUGGGCACAGAGCAGGAUCUAUGGACAGAAUGAAAUAACAGGAGCUCUCCAUGCCCUGGAUAGGGGGAGAGGAUGGGACUCUGACCCCAGGCCUGGACUCUGACAAUGAUGACAAAUGCCAAUAAUAAUGAGAGGGGCCUAGUCGAGAUCUGGGGGCUGGGGGUGGGGGCAGGGCUGGCCUGCUCGUGCCCCUUUCCCGGAUUUUGACACUGCAACUUCCUGUAACGAGCACUUUGUAUAAAACGUGGACUUCCUGUUCUAAAGGCACAGGUAUUUAUUCUGUAACCCAUUUUAGAGCACACACCCAAAUCCAACCUUCUAAUAAACGUGAUGGCAGACUUC
Molecule: messenger RNA, 4381 nt
Organism: Monodelphis domestica (gray short-tailed opossum)
Lineage: Eukaryota; Metazoa; Chordata; Mammalia; Didelphimorphia; Didelphidae
Gene: TRIM8
Product: tripartite motif containing 8
Source: RefSeq, a predicted model, not a curated record